CAUGAUUGGAGUCCAGACGAGAGUGAACACGUCGAGGAGAGACAGGAUAGCGAGAUACGCCAAUCAUGUAUCUGUGUACCAUUAUGGAAAUCAUCGCCAUAAUCCUGAUCAUCGCCGGAUUAUAUAGACCGUUCCCAAUCCAGACUAAUAUAGUUGCUAUUAAUGGCUAAGUUUUAGGCCGAGAACGGGUUUCACGCAGCGGAUAUUUUAAUGGAUAUCCUAUAUAUGUAUAUAUAUAUAAGUUUAUACCUAUAAGACGUUUUCUUGUUUACGUAAUGCAAUAUGGGAAUUUUACUCCUUAGAUGAAAUUGUUAGCGCUCUGCCUUGUGGGGAAAUUUAUGGAGCGUGCAAGGACUACUAUAUUAAAGCCAUAAAAUGAUGCAGUAUUAGAUUCGUUGGCGUUUCGACCGUACUGUGUUUCUUCUGGAAUAUUAACAAGAGAGUGGAGAGCAAGAUAGCACUCAAGAACAUUGCUCAAUAAGUACCUAAUAAUGUUUAAAUUUGGUUUGGAGAUAAAAAGUAUUGAGCAUGGAACGCGCGUGUCACCAACACUGCCCAAUGGAGUUGUCCUUAUCUGUUUUGGUUUCAACCGGAGAUCUGUGCCUCGGAAAAGCAACUGUAGCUCUUUGACAUUUUUCGUCAAUGAAAUUCGUGUAAAUAAUUGAAAACCUUCUUCACACCACCACUGAAGCAACAAUUACCACUCGGACGGUUUCUCUAUACCUACAAUUUUUUUCUUACGUUGGUGACGGAGUUCUGCCAUCUGUUGACGAUUGAACUAUUUAAACCAUAAUUACAUGUACCUAAUUAUCACUGAUGUGUAAAUAGAACACCAAAACACACGCUGAGGACCCGUGUAUGAUAAUUACACUAUGCCACGUAAGUCCAAUGCGAUACUUACUGUGCGUAUAAAUGGCACCAGCAGUAGCGAGGAUGAGACGGAAUCGCUCACACUGGCGUUUCGCGACGGUGGUGGCGAGUCCAGGGCGACCUUGUUAAAGUCCUCGUGCGCUGGUUCCUCGCCACCGUGCGGAAGCACGCCCGAUUCCCCACCGUUGUCACCAUCGGGAGAGGAACGGCGACCACUUAGAGUGGAUUUUGCCGACAUCGAGUACGGGAAUUCUGACAUGGAAAAAUCUCAAAAGAAAAAAGAUAUCGAUAAGGAUUUGAAAAAAUUAUCUCGUCGUGGGACGGGUAGUGUGCGUUAUGCAGAACCCCGGAUGUCUCUAUUAGGAAAACCAUUGAAUUAUCGGAUGCACCGAAAAGAUGCAAGAGUGCGGAAAAUACAAGCUCGGAUUUAUAAUUUCCUGGAACGUCCAAAGAUCUGGCCGUCCGUCAUUUACCAUAUACUCAUGUUUCUUGCGAUUGUUGGCUGCCUAGUUCUAAGUGUCUUGGCAACAGUGGAUGAUUUCAAUCCCAAAUUAUUCACAAGAAUAGCACUUUAUCUGGAACCAUUCCUUCUUGUGUGGCUAAUGGCGGAGUACGGCACCAGAGUUUGGGCCGCCGGAUGUCGCUCCAGAUACCAGGGAUGGUCCGGACGUCUCCGGUUUAUGAGGAGACCUCUCUGUAUUAUAGACAUGGUGAUAAUCGGUGCCUCAAUUAUCGUCUUAUCUCUGGGAAUAGCCAGCCCUAUGUUUGCUGCCUCGCCGCUCAGGGGACUUCGAUUCUUUCAGAUCCUGCGCAUGGCUCGGAUGGAUAGACGGGGAGGUUCCUGGAAACUUUUAGGAUCCGUUGUCUGGGCACAUAGGCAGGAACUCCUUACAACGCUGUAUAUUGGAUUCCUUGGUCUUCUGUUCUCCUCAUUUCUCGUCUAUCUAGUAGAAAAAGAUGCAGAUAAAAAGAAAUUUCGAAGUUUUGCUGACGCACUCUGGUGGGGAGUGAUAACACUUUGUACGGUAGGAUAUGGGGAUGUUGUGCCCACAACGUGGGCAGGAAAACUGAUCGCCGCCUUUUCUGCCGUGUUGGGUAUAUCUUUCUUCGCCCUGCCAGCGGGAAUUCUGGGGUCCGGUUUUGCCCUGAAAGUACAACAACAGCAACGCCAAAAACACCUUAUAAGGAGACGUGUGCCAGCAGCUCGACUCAUUCAGUGUCUUUGGAGAUGUUACGCCGCGGAUGAGAAUUCCAUGUCGAUAGCCACCUGGAAACCUCACAUGGUCCCGUGUCCCAGUCCUACUUCUGACAGGCAAUGGAAAAACAACACGGGAUCCUCCUUUGUGAGCAGGUUCUCCACCAGACGGCGUGACCGUUCCAGUGCCAGUAGUAGUAUUACAUCCAACUCCCCUCACUCUCCCCUAAUUCCACGCAGAGAAUCAAAGAGGCCGAACGGGACUGCAGACAUGGAAGAUUUCGCAAUAAAUAGCCUGGUGAACCGUACAUGGAGUCAUCUCAGCCUUGCAACUGGAUUGGCGGAUCAGAGAGUCGACCAACUUCCUAUAAAGAAAGACAACCGCUCACCAUCGUUUUCCUACAGAGAUCCAAAUGACGAGGAAGACCAUUCUCCAAAAAUGACUCAGCUCACGGAGCAACAUAAAAAAGCUAUCCGAGCUAUCAGAAAAAUAAGAUAUUUUGUAUCCAAAAAGAAAUUCCGAGAGGCACUUCGACCUUAUGACGUCAAAGAUGUCAUUGAACAGUACUCCGCUGGUCAUGUGGAUAUGCUCGGGCGAAUCAAAAGUCUCCAAUCAAGGUUGGAUCAAAUUUUAGGGAAGGUCGGAAGUAAGAAAAAAGACACAUAUGACUCCAAGCAGAGUUUGGCCUCUCGAAUCGUCAAAGUAGAACGCUCAACGGAAGACAUAGAAUCAAAAUUGGACUUACUGUUUGAUAUGUACAAGGAGGAUCGAAAGAUAUUAUUGCAAUAUUGUCAGUCAGUGGCUCAGAUCACAAACAAUGUUCCAGCGUCAGGAGAGGCAACUCCUGUCGCAUCAUGCUUAAAAUCUUCUACAAGUUCUCUCAAGCAACCUCGCUCAAUCCUUUCGGACAAACAAUCCAGCGAGCCUUCUACUCCUACUAAUCUUGAAAACAUUGAUAACCCAUCGAUGCAAAGAAACCUUUCAGACCUCAGUCAGCGAAUCAAAAAGCGUGUUACAUACCGCUUACUCUCCUUGAACGUUGAGGCGAAGGAGAAACAGGAACCUUCCAGCAUUCCAUAUAAGGGCCGAAGAAAGAGUGCGUCAUUUGAUACUGGUGAUGAGCUCAUUGUACAUGGACAUAGACAGCGAUUCAGCAAACGCGAGGAAAGUGACCUCGAGGAAAUGUUCCGGGAGGUUUCGACUGAAGUCAAUAACGAUUCUCCCGAGAAAGAUUCCGUUGAACUACCGUGCUCCGAACAACCGCCUAUGGCAAAAACUCCUCUUACCCAGAGCCAAAGGCGUGAACAAUUUUUACGUGGACGGGUGUCACGUGAAUCAGGCAACAAAUCACACGAUCGAGAUCGCGAUGUCCGCGAGAAUGAAUCAUUCACACGUGUUGUUAUUGAUACUGACGUCUCCGAAUCUUCAACAAAUAAUUCCCCUACACAUUUAUGUUAUGCCUCAGACUCUGGUGUUGUCACAAGUCCAUAUAGAGAAAAACCUGAUGAAUAAAAAACUGUUUCCAUUUUAAUACUUUA
Pecten maximus is the source of this 3604-nucleotide messenger RNA. RefSeq names its product potassium voltage-gated channel subfamily KQT member 1-like. The transcript is spliced from 13 exons. Gene Ontology annotation, cellular component: membrane. Gene Ontology annotation, molecular function: voltage-gated potassium channel activity. Lineage: Eukaryota; Metazoa; Mollusca; Bivalvia; Pectinida; Pectinidae. Gene Ontology annotation, biological process: transmembrane transport; potassium ion transport. Bases 873 to 3578 code for a protein of 901 amino acids. The record is from RefSeq and is a predicted model, not a curated record.